Molecule: messenger RNA, 1077 nt
Organism: Brettanomyces nanus
Lineage: Eukaryota; Fungi; Ascomycota; Pichiomycetes; Pichiales; Pichiaceae
Gene: HEM12
Product: Uroporphyrinogen decarboxylase in heme biosynthesis
Exons: 1
Coding region: 1-1077 (358 amino acids)
Biological process (GO): heme biosynthetic process
Cellular component (GO): cytosol
Molecular function (GO): uroporphyrinogen decarboxylase activity
Source: RefSeq, a predicted model, not a curated record
AUGUCGUUUCCAAAGUUGAAAAACGAUCGUAUCUUACGUGCGGCACGUGGUGAACAAGUGGAUAGACCUCCUGUCUGGAUGAUGCGUCAGGCUGGAAGAUACUUACCUGAGUAUCACAUAGUCAAGGGAGACAAAGACUUCUUUGAAGUCUGUCACAAUCCGGAGAUUGUCUGUAAACUUACCAUUCAGCCUAUCGAUCAUUACGAUGGUAUUAUCGAUGCUGCCAUUAUUUUCAAUGAUAUAUUGGUGAUUCCACAAGCCAUGGGAAUGGAAGUGGAGAUGGUGGACAAUGUUGGUCCCCAAUUUGUUUCUCCUUUACGAAAACCGGCUGAUUUACAAAAACUAAACUUUCAUUGUGACGUUACGGAAGCUCUCGGCUGGGCUUUCAAAGCCAUCACUCUCACCAGGCACAGGCUUGAAGGUCGUGUUCCAUUGUUAGGCUUCUGUGGAGGUCCUUGGACCCUUCUUUGCUAUAUGAUUGAAGGUGGAGGAAGCAAAAUAUUUCGGUUCGCUAAGGAAUGGAUUUUCCGCUGGCCUGAAUAUGCCCAUAAGCUUUUGCAGGGAAUUACGGAUGUUUCUGUGGAGUUUCUCGCCUUACAAGUAAAGGCAGGUGCGCAGAUGUUGCAGGUGUUUGAGAGUUGGGGAGGUCAGUUGGGACCAGAUGAGUUUGAUGAGUUUUCUCUUCAAUAUCUCCAUCAAAUUGCUAAUCGUGUUCCUGAAAGAUUGGCUCAAUUAGGAUUGGAAAGAGUUCCUAUGAUUGUAUUCUCCAAAGGUUCGUGGUACGCAUUGGAUAAGUUAUGUGAUAUAGGGUUUGAUGUGGUGUCUUUGGAUUGGUUGUAUCCUCCAGAAGAAGCAGUAAAAGUGGCUCGUGGUAGAGUCACAUUGCAGGGGAAUCUUGAUCCUUGCGUUUUAUAUGGAUCGGAUGAAAUAAUUACCAAGAAGGUGACCAAGAUGAUGAAUGGAUUCGGUAAGCAACGGUAUAUCAUCAACCUUGGUCACGGCACUCAUCCAUUCAUGGAUCCGGAAAAGGUAGGAUUCUUUCUUAAAGAAUGUAAGAGGAUUGGACAACAGCAGUAA